Molecule: messenger RNA, 1961 nt
Organism: Acromyrmex echinatior (Panamanian leafcutter ant)
Lineage: Eukaryota; Metazoa; Arthropoda; Insecta; Hymenoptera; Formicidae
Product: spliceosome-associated protein CWC27 homolog
Biological process (GO): protein peptidyl-prolyl isomerization; protein folding
Cellular component (GO): catalytic step 2 spliceosome
Molecular function (GO): peptidyl-prolyl cis-trans isomerase activity
Source: RefSeq, a predicted model, not a curated record
CUAUUUUGUAGUCUUAUAAUCAUUCUGUAAAACGCUAAUAAUCAUUUGACUAAAAUCGUUUACUUUCCCUGAUAGUCUGCAGUCUUCUAGUAGACUGUCAGCAGGUUCGAGCAGAAAAUGACGGUAGUCUGCCAUCAACUGCGUCCGCAUUAGACUUUAUCUAGGUUGUUAUUGAAAAUUGCAAUUGAAAAAAAAGUGCUCACUUAGCCUCGAUCUCAUCUAUUAUAAAUCUGAUUGGAAAUAUCUGCUUGAUCUGCCAUCUACUGGAAAUUUGAAUAGUUACAAUACAUUGGAUGUCAUAUAUUGAACCCAGUCGAUUCAUUGGUUUUGUGUUUAUGCUUCUUGUGGUUAGUUGUAAUAAGAGGUUAUAAAUAUGAGUAAUAUUUAUAUACAAGAACCGCCUACUACGGGCAAAGUGGUAAUGAAAACAACAGUUGGCGAUAUAGAUCUGGAAUUAUGGACGAAAGAAGCUCCCAAGGCUUGUAGAAAUUUUAUACAGCUUUGCAUGGAGGGUUAUUAUAAUGAUACAAUAUUUCAUAGAAUUUUGAAAGGCUUUAUAGCGCAAGGUGGAGAUCCAACGGGAACAGGAGAAGGUGGUGAGAGCAUAUAUGGACAUCCCUUUAAGGAUGAAUUUCAUACAAGAUUACGUUUUUGUCGGAGAGGAUUGCUUGCUAUGGCCAAUGCUGGUAAAGAUGACAACGGUUCCCAAUUUUUCUUUACACUUGGCGCAACACCUGAGUUACAAAAUAAGCACACUAUCUUUGGCAAAGUCACUGGCGAAACAAUUUACAACAUGCUUAAGUUAGAAGAUGCACUUGUAGAUGAAAAUGAUAGACCUCAGUAUCCACAAAAAAUUUUAAAAACAGAAGUCUUAAACAAUCCAUUCCAGGAUAUUGUUUCAAGAGUAAUAUCUGAAAAGAAGGAAGAUAGCACAGAGAAAAAGAAAAAUAAGAAGACUGGUGUAAAGAAUUUCAAGCUACUAUCAUUUGGAGAAGAAGCUGAGGAAGAUGAAGAAGAGUCAUCAAUUUUAAACAGACAAUAUAGUGGCAAAGGAAAAUCAGCGCACGACUGUUUAUCUGAUCCAAAGUUAAGUUCACAAUCUGUGAUCGAACCAAGUAAAAAAAUCAAAGAGGAUCGCAGCAGCGAUUGGGAGAGUGAUGAUGAAACACGAACUCCAGAAGAAUUGGCUGCUUUGCAACAAGAAAAAGAAGCUAUGAAAGAAAGAAUCAAGAAUAAAUUGAAGGAUUCUAAAAAGAUUUCCCAAAUAAAACCGAAAAUCGAGAACGAUGAAACAAAAGAUGAAAAUAUAAACGAAAAUGCGGAAAUUGAAUAUUAUUUUGGAAAAGAUCGAGAUGAAGAACGAAAGAAAAAGGCUGAAGCAAUAAGGAAAGAAAUACGCGAUUUAAAGCGUAGCGUACAAAAUGAAAAGAAAGCGAAGGAAAUAGAGCAAAAGCAACAAGCCGAAAAAAAAGGAAAUAAGUCUGAAAUAAUGAAAGAAUACAUAGAGACGCAAGAAAAAUAUAAAAAAGCUAAGGAAAAAUUGCCUAAGAAGGGUAAAACACGUGAGGAUUUCACGAUGGAACUGUUUAAGCAAUUCAGAAACAAACUUCAAAAUGCCAAAGAACACACGAAGGAUGAUAUGACGAGCUCCGAUAAGAAAACGUCAAAAGAUACUGAGGAUGAUAAUUCGCAUGAUGAAUCUUGGUUGACACACGCUUUGCAAUGUGAAGAGAAGGCACCAGUGCUUGCCAAGGAUGCCAGUACAAAAGACGAUGAUUGGUUCGAGAUUUACGAUCCCCGAAAUCCAUUGAAUAAAAGACGAAGAGGAGAGAAAUCUCACAAAUCUAAAAACAACAAAAGUAGCAAGAGUUAUUUCCAUAAUUAAAAUGGUUCAUAAUUGUUAAAUAAUAUAAAAAAAUUAAUUAAAAUGAGAAAUUAUUUUUAAUUACUUAUAUACUUAG